CCCACCCGCCACAGCCCAGUGCCUAGCCAUGACUGUCACCUACUCAAGCCAAGUGGCUAAUGCCCGUUUUGGCUCCUUCUCCCGCCUGCUGCUGUGCUGGCGGGGCAGCAUCUACAAGCUGCUCUAUGGCGAGUUCCUCAUCUUCCUGCUCUGCUACUACAUCAUCCGCUUCAUUUACAGGAUGGCCCUCACUGACGAACAGCAGGUGACUUUUGAGAAGCUGACUCUGUAUUGUGAUGGCUACAUCCAACUCAUCCCCAUUUCCUUCGUGCUGGGCUUCUACGUGACGCUGGUCGUGACCCGCUGGUGGAACCAGUACGAGAACCUGCCGUGGCCCGACCGCCUCAUGAACCUCGUGUCGAGCUUCGUCGAGGGCAAGGACGAGAAAGGCCGGCUGCUGCGGCGCACGCUCAUGCGCUACGCCAAUCUGGGCAACGUGCUCAUCCUGCGCAGCGUCAGCGCCGCGGUCUACAAGCGUUUUCCCAGUCCCCAGCACCUGGUGAAAGCAGGCUUUAUGACCCCUUUGGAACACAAACACUUGGAAAAAUUGAGCUUGCCACACAACUCGUUCUGGAUGCCCUGGGUAUGGUUUGCCAACCUGUCAACAAAGGCCUGGAUUGAAGGUCGAAUCCGGGACCCUGUCCUGCUCCAGAGCCUGCUCAACGAAAUGAACACCUUGCGUAGUCAGUGUGGACACCUGUAUGCCUACGACUGGAUCAGUGUCCCGCUGGUGUACACUCAGGUGGUGACCGUGGCGGUCUACAGCUUCUUCCUGGCUUGCCUGAUUGGGCGGCAGUUUCUGAACCCAGCCAAAGCCUACCCCGGCCACGAGAUGGACCUUGUUGUGCCCCUCUUCACGUUCCUGCAGUUCUUUUUCUAUGCCGGCUGGCUGAAGGUGGCAGAGCAGCUCAUCAACCCGUUUGGAGAGGAUGAUGAUGACUUUGAGACCAACUGGAUUGUGGACAGGAGCUUGCAGGUGUCCCUGUUGGCUGUAGAUGAGAUGCACCAGGACCUGCCCCCUAUGGAGCGGGACAUGUACUGGAACGAGCCAGAACCACAUCCUCCCUACACGGCUGCCUCUGCCCAGUCUCGCCGACCCUCCUUUUUUGGCUCCACCUUCAACAUCAGUCUGGGUAAGGCAGAUAUGGAGUUUCAGCCAGACCCAGAGGAGGAGGAGGAGGACGGUGCUCACAAGGGCAUCAUUGGCCGCUUCCUAGGGCUGCAAUCUCACGACCGCCAGCCCCCCAGGACAAACUCAAAGACCAAACUACUGUGGCCCAAGAAAGAGGCCCUUCUCCAUGAGGGCCAGUCCAAGAACCUCGGGGGAGCCGAACAUGGCACUAGUGACCAGGAAGAUGGCAAGGCCUGGAAGAUUAAGGAGGAGGAUGCCUUCAAGUCUGUGGGACUCUAUGGGUGGUCAGGUUACCACAGUGCCCCACAGACACCCCUCAGCCACACCCCUAUGGUCUUCCCACCUGGACAGUCAGCAAGUCUUCGCAGGGUCUCAGGCAUAGAUGACACUGUCAAAGACCAAAGCCUUCAGCCUGCAACUCCCAGGACCAAGAAGAGUUUUGAAUUGCUCCCAGAGAGUGCUGAGGCCUUGACCGAGAAAACAGAAGUGGGUCACGUGAGGAGGAAAACUGUUGAGUUUAACUUGACAGAUAUGUCAGAGGCCCCUGAACAUCUCAGAGAACCACAUCUGGAACAAUCGACAAGCAACCUGGACACUAUCCUUGAAGAUCAUGGAGACCCCUACUGGGCCUUGGAAAACAGGUCUGUCCUCCAUCCAAACCAGGGCCACUGAACCCCCA
Messenger RNA from Vicugna pacos (alpaca), 1811 nucleotides. NCBI's taxonomy places the organism in Eukaryota, Metazoa, Chordata, Mammalia, Artiodactyla, Camelidae. The record is from RefSeq and is a predicted model, not a curated record.